CUGCAGGCUCCAGACAAGAGGAAAGCACUAGAAGAGACCAAGGCCUACACCACCCAGUCCUUGGCUAGCGUCGCCUACCAGAUCAAUGCAUUGGCCAACAAUGUGCUGCAGCUGCUCGACAUCCAAGCCUCCCAGUUGCGGAGGAUGGAAUCGUCCAUUAAUCACAUCUCCCAGACGGUGGACAUCCACAAAGAGAAGGUGGCUCGCAGAGAGAUUGGUAUCCUAACAACCAACAAGAACACGGCAAGGAGUCAUAAAAUUAUAGCUCCAGCCAACAUUGAGCGUCCCGUCAGGUACAUACGAAAACCCAUAGACUACAUGGUGCUGGAUGAUGUAGGCCAUGGAGUGAAGUGGCUAAAAGCCAAGCAUGGAGGAAACCAGGCAGCAAGGACUGGCACUUUGACUCGAACAAAUCCACCUACCCAGAAGCCACCCAGUCCACCGAUGCCAGGACGGGGUACAUUGGGGAGAAAUACCCCGUACAAAACUCUGGAGCCCGUUAAACCUCCAACGGUUCCAAAUGAUUACAUGACCAGUCCAGCAAGGCUCGGAAGUCAGCACAGUCCUGGUAGAACUGCUUCUUUGAACCAGAGGCCAAGAACGCACAGUGGCAGCAGUGGAGGGAGUGGCAGUCGAGAAAACAGUGGCAGUAGCAGUAUUGGCAUUCCAAUUGCUGUUCCUACACCUUCCCCACCAACUGUUGGACCAGUUGGUGGUGGCUCGGCUCCAGGCUCCCAGUUUGGCUCAAUGGCAAGGCAGAUCUCUCGGCACAACUCCAAUACAUCCUCUGCUUCCUCCGGAGGAUACAGGCGGACCCCCUCUGUGACUUCCCAGUUUUCUGGACAACCUCAUAUCAAUGGCGGGCCUUUGUAUUCACAGAACUCAAUUUCUAUCGCUUCUCCCCCCCCUCCCCCAAUGCCUCAAAUGACUCCACAGAUACCUCUCACAGGCUUCGUGGCCAGGGUGCAGGAAAACAUUGCAGAUAGCCCCACUCCUCCACCCCCGCCCCCACCUGACGAGAUCCCAAUGUAUGAUGAAUCUCCUCCCCCUCCACCACCACCUCCGGUGGACUAUGAGGAUGAAGAGGCUGCUGUGGUUCAGUACAAUGAUCCAUAUGCUGAUGGAGACCCUGUAUGGGCCCCCAAGUCCUAUAUUGAGAAAGUUGUUGCUAUCUAUGACUACGCAAAGGACAAAGAAGAUGAGCUG
Molecule: messenger RNA, 1206 nt
Organism: Staurois parvus
Lineage: Eukaryota; Metazoa; Chordata; Amphibia; Anura; Ranidae
Source: the annotation of a GenBank genome assembly